Molecule: messenger RNA, 506 nt
Organism: Eruca vesicaria subsp. sativa (arugula)
Lineage: Eukaryota; Viridiplantae; Streptophyta; Magnoliopsida; Brassicales; Brassicaceae
Source: the annotation of a GenBank genome assembly
CUGCUCACUCUCUCUCUCUCUCUCUCUCUAGAUCUGUAGAUUAUUUACAUAUUAGCAUAUAUACGGUGAGAGAGAGUGUGAUGAAGAUAAGGUAUUGGGAGAAGUCUAGAGGAUACGAAAGGCUUGAUGGAUCGGCGAAGAAAGCGAAAUCAUCGGGUGGGAGAAAUGUGAAGCGAGUCAAGUUUGAUCCGACCAGCAGGAAGAGACGGUUUUGGAGGAGGAUCAAGAUAGUGCCGAAGCUGAAGGUCUUGAAAAGGGCGUCUCCUAAGAAGUUUUUAACGUGGCUUCGAGAUGCUUACGUCAAUAUGAUGCUGCGCCUAGCUAAUUCUCGGGUCAUCGAGUCUUAUGGAUACGGUGGAGAAUAUGGACACGGUUCGGGUUUAGCGUCGUCGAGGGAGUAUGAUGAGAAGAAGCUGGUGGAGAUUUACAAAUCCAUGUUGAUGGCGCAGGGGACUCUCGUACCUAAGCUUUCGGCCGAUUCUAUAAAACUUUCACCUCUUAUGUAA